CUUUGGAGGUUUUUAGGAUGAUGACGUGGGAGGAAAAGGAAGAUGUGAAUGAGUUUGUGGUAACUAGUGUUCUUAGUGCUUUUACCUUGCCAAAAUUUAUUGAUAUUGGUAAGCAAAUUCAUUGUCUUGCUGUGAAAAAUGGGUUGUUUUCAGUUGUAUCAGUUGGAAAUGUUGUCGUUACCUUGUAUGCAAAGUGUGGAAGCUUAGAUAACGCGUUGCAAAUGUUUGAACUUUCGAGUGAGAAGAACUCUAUUACGUGGUCUGCAAUGAUCAUUGGGUAUACACAAAGUGGCGAUGGUGAGAAGGCAUUGAAAAUGUUCUCGGAUAUGCAUUUUUCUGGGAUGAGGCCUAGUGAAUUCACUCUUGUUGGGGUGCUCAAUGCUCGUAGUGAUGUUGGUGCUACUGUAGAAGGAAAACAGUUGCAUGGCUAUUUGAGGUCCUUUGGGGCUAAGCCUGAGGCUCCAGAAGUUUUGGCUGGACAGCAGAUUUUGAGGGACUUUAAGGUAGAGUCCCAUGAGAGGAUUCAAGUGAGGUUUACAGAGAUUCCGAAUCUACACCUAUGGCUUGUUGCGAUGUCUGCCAGUGCUGGGUGUACUGCCAGUGUGAUGACAUCAGGUUUACCUUUGCCCUUGUUUACAAAUAAGAAAAGAUAUAUUAUUUCACCCUACCGAGCAGGUAGUUCAAGGAUUGUGUUUAAUAAGGGAUGAUGCAGAGCUUGCCAAUAGGAAAGAGAUAUUGGGAAUCUCAUAUGCUGUGGACAUCUGGUGCAGCUACACAGCAUGUUAUUCCACUGCUUCGAGACUUGAAGGUGGAGUCCCAUGAGGGCAUUUGAGAGCCUGGAAGUACUGGACUUUGCUGAGGCAAAUUUUGGAAAUUUUGAGCAGACUGAAAUUCAAUUUGGUUCUUGUUUAUAGGGAAACAAACUGUAUGGCAGAUUUUUUUGCAAACCUUGCUGUCUUGGAUGGUGACUGACUUCUCACCAUGCAUGCUGUUGUACAGCCAUCUUUGGCAAAAGCAAAAACAGGUAGUUUCCAUCUCACCUUAUACAUGUGUCAGUGAGAUGUUUUAUGCAUUCCCAUAUUUUAAUUCUCUGUUGUGGCAUGCAAGGAAAUUAGGCUAUAGCCUAUAUGCAAUUGAAUCACUAAUGUAGGCUGUAUGCAGCAUACAGAGCAGUUGAACUGUAGCCAUUGGGUGAAUCAGUUUGCUUAUAGUUGUCCAAUUGUCAGCCACAAUGCGCCAAAGAAGAAGAAAGAUGAUACAAUAUUGAAUCUUGUUAGAGGUGGAGAUUCCUAACUGUGUUCUGUGCGUAGAAUAUAGACAACAUGGACACUUUCAUUCUUUCAGUCAGGUUGAUAAAAUCUAGUUAUUUGCAUUCCCAUCUUUGACUAAAUGAGAAUCCUCUUUCUUGGGUUACUAUAGUGAUUAUUUAGUUAUUGGGGACAGCCGUUCGUGGUGAAGGAGAUGCUCUAAAUUUAUAGUAACUGGCUAAUCAGGAAAACAGUCGGUAUCCGUAACUUGAAAGCAUGUCUGAUUUCUAAUUUUAGUCAUUUAGUCUGGCUUUCUCUAGUUUGUGAUCUUGUGGUUGCUUG
This is a messenger RNA of Ilex paraguariensis (yerba mate), 1589 nucleotides long. Lineage: Eukaryota; Viridiplantae; Streptophyta; Magnoliopsida; Aquifoliales; Aquifoliaceae. The record is from the annotation of a GenBank genome assembly.